Molecule: messenger RNA, 2204 nt
Organism: Carica papaya (papaya)
Lineage: Eukaryota; Viridiplantae; Streptophyta; Magnoliopsida; Brassicales; Caricaceae
Source: RefSeq, a predicted model, not a curated record
CACUUGUUCUUUCAAUUUCCCCAAAACCAGACCUAACCUUCCAUCCAUUUCCUUCCACCUCUUUUCUUCCCUCUACCUCUCUUUUACGGAUUCCAGUAUUGGCUGCUCAAGAUGAAGAUAAUGGUUGCUAUCAAGCGAGUUGUAGACUACGCCGUUAAGAUCAGAGUUAAACCUGAUAAGACAGGUGUCGAGACCAAGAACGUUAAGAUGUCCAUGAAUCCGUUCUGCGAGAUAGGACUGGAAGAGGCCCUGAGGAUCAAAGAGUCAGGCCUAGCCACCGAGGUCGUCGCCGUCAGUUUGGGCCCUAGCCAGUGCGUUGAUUCCCUGCGGACUGGUCUUGCCAUGGGUGCUGACAGGGCUAUCCACGUGGAGGCUAAUUGUGACUUGUACCCUCUCCCUGUUGCUAAGAUUUUGAAGAAACUGGUUCAAAUUGAGAAUCCUCACCUUCUUUUUCUUGGCAAGCAGGCAAUUGAUGAUGACUGCAAUCAAACAGGGCAAAUGGUCGCGGGGUUGCUUGGUUGGCCACAGGGGACUUUUGCCUCAAAGGUUGUGCUGGAUAAGGAGAAACAGAUAGUUACUGUGGAUAGAGAAGUGGAUGGAGGUCUUGAGACUUUAUGUUUAGACUUGCCUGCUGUAAUUACUCUCGGAACUGGGAUGUGGUCAGGGCCUUGACACUUGAAAGCCUUGAAAUGAGCUUGGUGCUUGCUCGGUAGACGUGCGACCUUUACGGCCUAUUUUGAGGCUUCUUUUACAGAACCUCAGAAUUCAUGAGUACUCACUGGACUUAGGCUUCAUAAUUGAUACUUUAUUAAUAACCUGAUGAACAUACUUAUAGGGGAAACUGCUGAACCAGACUCCUGGAUUGUAAACCUAAUCUGCCUCCUAAAUUUAAUGUUAAAUAAAUUCCUAAAGCAAAUUCCUGACUGAGGUAUCAAUUGAAUCCUGAGCCAAUAGUCCCAACUCUCUUUUAAGAGAAGGCCAUAUCCAACACAUUCAACAUAAUCCACCAUUUAAGUAAGUGACAUUCUUCUUCCACUCAUAAACCCUGUGUACAUACCGGAUACCAGUGAACUUAUCACGUGGAUCCCACUAUUUUGUGCAUGACAAUACUCCAUGUAGCUUAUCCUUGUGCAAUAGUGUUGGAUCGCAAACACAUCCUCCCACCAAGAGAUUGCUGGAUCAAGGCCUUCCUAAUGGACCAAAAAUUCCUUCCUGCCUGCACCUGCUGAUCGAAAACUGCCUUUACAUUUGGUAGGACCUGACCAUUUGACACUGUCCGAAGAGUAUGUUGGCUUGUUGCUAUUAAAUUGCUCGAGGCAUGACACAUGGAAAACAAGAUGGACUAGUGAGUCUGCUGGUGUGCUAGCCAGUUAACAACAAUACUAAUCUGAUCAAUUUUAAAAGGCCCAUAGAAGCGGUGUAUCAACUUCUUAUUGGGACAAUGGGCCAAUUACAGCAGUACUUAAGAGUGAAGACAAAGCAACAUCCGACCACCAACUUGGAAAUGGACUUCCACAAUGACGAUCAUGCACAAGAGCACUUAUUGUAACUUAAGCUUGUUGAAGAGGUUCACUGAGAUCCUUUCAGGAGUUGGUCUCUAGGUCUAUUUCUUGGCCUUGGCCAACAUGGGGCAAUAGGGAAGUAGUUUUGGACCAUAGACCACUUCAACAAUGAGGUUUUGGGAGACGAAUGAAGUCUUGUACCAUAGCAAUAUUCUGCCCAAGACAACAAGCAAGUCUACUUUUGGGGCGAUCGUUAGAAAAAUAACAGAGAUACCUCUUAAUUUGUACACUUGACCACCUCAAGCUGACCAUUUGAUUGAGGACUGUAGGCUAAGCUAAAUGUGAGUUUGGUGCGCAAUAGCUGAACCCAGAAGACAUUGUUAAGGUGACAUCUCUAUCAUUGACAAUGGAUCUGAUAAUCAAUGUAAUUUGAAGAUAGAGUCAAAGAACAGUCAUGCUACUUACUCUCGUAUAAGGUUGUAAAGAAUGGUAAAAAGCUUCUCAUAUUUAGAAAAAGUAGUCUACCACCACUGAUGAUGCUGUCUUUUGUAUAUGGGGAAAGGCUCCCUUCACAAGUUCAUUGAUAUGUCUGCUUAAAUAUGUUCAUUGAUAGGAAGAAGCUGUUAAAUUUGUGCUGGUUGCACUUUCAAUCUUGUGCAUUGAGAGAUAAAGCAAAUUUGAACAAAGUUCUUGGGUUUUUUG